CACACCGCUCCGUAAGGUCUUCUGCUUCCAAAACAAACGACCGCUUUGUACCAAUCCUGUUACUUAGUGUGGGUAAAAUUCCUGACUGACAAGGCCUGCAUAAAGUAUUUCAUAAGUGUGGAAAUAUUGAAAUAUGUGCAUCGGUGACAGAAGCAUAAUUUCCGUUGAUGCUGCACACUCCAAAGGCAAAGCCCAAGGAGCAGAGCGGAGCCCCGGAGCGGAGCUAGCUGAGCUGUACUCUCGCGAGCGCUGCUAUUUAGGUAUGAUGUUGGCUAACACAAUCACAUUGGGAUCUGCGUGGAGACAACACUUCAUCUCAUUGCAGCGCAUUAUAGCAUUCAUCCAUGCAAGCUCCAUGAUCCAUGUAUGAAUAAAUGUGUAUGUUCAACGUUCGGGACAGUUAGAUUUCAGUAUUAGCUCAGGAAUGGACUUCGCUCGCUCAGAUCUUCUCGAUAUGGGUGAUGAUGAUUGUGAUGAUGAAGACAAUCGUGAACCUGAAGACAAUAUUGUUCUGGCACAUCAAGCCGCAUCAUCAGGCAACAUCCCUCUUCUCAUGGAGGCAUUUAAUCAGGAUCCCAGUGUAUUAGAAAGCUGUGAUGAAAAAGGCAUGACUCCAUUGUCUCAUUCAGUCCUGAGCAAAGAACUGGACAUGUUCAAGUUUUUACUCAAGAUGGGAGCAAAUAUCAACACCCAAGAUGCCCUAGGGAGAACUCCCCUAUGUUUAGCUGCAUAUGAGGGUUGGUAUGAAGGUGUGGUAUGCCUGCUACGUCACGGAGCUAAGCAAACGAUAGCGGACAAGAGUGGGCGGCUUCCUCUUCAUGCUGCAACAUGUGACAAGCAAUCCAGAACACUGUCGGCCCUUCUGCAGUCACUGAGCGUCAGCGACAUCGACAAGCCAGACAACGAGGGCAUGACCGCGCUCCACUGGGCCGCCUUUCACAACCGUCCAGAGCACAUCCAGCUUCUCAUGCUACGAGGAGGUGACAUCUAUCAGACGGAUAUCGAUGAGAAAACACCACUCCAUUGGGCAAGUCAGAACGGAUGUCUAGUUUGCAGUUCUGUCAUGGCCAAGUGCCAUAGUGGGGGUGCCCCACUCAUCAACUCAACAGAGGCUACAGGAAAGACUUGUGUUCAUCUCGCAGCUGCUGCUGGACACCAUGAAAUCUUGUUAGAGUUUGCUCAGAUUCCCAAUGUAGACUUUGAAGCCUUAGAUCCAGAUGAAAGGACACCCUUACAUUGGGCAGCGGUCAAAGGCCAUGUCAAUUGUGUCAAGGUGCUUCUGGAACUAGGGGUAUGUCCCUCACCCGUGGACCUUGAUGGGGGCACGCCACACCAGUACAGCAUCCAGGCCAGAAAGAGCGAGGCAACAAAACUACUCAAAGGGACAGAAUGUGGGUUCGGCCAGGAGACGGAAGAACCUACAGAAUCGGAAGGAACCAAAGAUGGGGUCAAGAAGAAACGUUUUGCCUUUCUCACCAGCUGGUUAGACAAAAGAAAGAAUGCUAAAUCACAGUACAGCAGUGGAGAGAACAAACAGGAUGGCAACUUUCAAGAUGUAUUCAGUGGUUUGCCACAGGAGGGCAGCGCAAGGAAAUCAGAAUCCAUACUGAAAUCAAAGAAUGAAGCCACAAAGCUGGGAUCUACAAAAGGUGCGAUAGGUUUUGAUGUAAUGACGAGCGAUCCCAAACUCUUGGAGGACAAAAAUAAAAAUGCAGACUUAACAAGAACUAGUGACACUGUUGGACAAAGUCUUUCAGAUGAUCAGAAUUCCACGAGUGAUCUUCGCCGCAGAACAAAUCACGACACGCAAAUUUUGAAUAGAAGGAAAUUGCGAAGGAGACAGCUUGCAGAAGGUGAACUGCAACAUGCUGUGUCUGAACCGCAUUUAGGUUCUAGCUACCCUUCCCCAAAGCAUGAGGACUUGCUGGAUAACCUCUCCCUUAGCUCUCAUCAAAGCCAGGUUACCAUGGUUACUAAUGGAUCAGGUGGUAGGAAGGAAGGUAGAGAUGAAGACUCUCCAAAAAUAAAUAUUCAAAACCUACAUGAUGGAUCCUCACUCCUUGUCAAGCCAUUCUUUAGGGCUUUGCCGAAUGCAGAGGUUCUUCAACAACAAGCUAAAGAAAUCCUAGAGGCACAGAAGAGCCCAGGAGGGGGCCAUAAGCAGGGGAAAUCUGGAGGAUCGGCCGGUGGACGAGCUUCAACUAGUCUGGAUCACUAUGGAUUCAUGGGAAGACCAAACAGUCCGAAACUUGCCCCUAUCUCGGCCAAACCUAGGAGACUCGAUUCACCGGGUGAGCUAUCAGUACCACUCCCUGCUGGGUUUGUUCAACAAAGAUCAUCGUCUCUCACAUGGGAAUCAUGGGAAAAUCAUUGGAAAGAAGGGAAAGAUCAGAUAAGACAACGACCUGAUGUUCUAGAACCGAUACGGCACAAUAUAGUUGAUAAAUCAAAGAAAAAAAGAAAAAAGAAGCCAAGCUCUAAUCAUCUUAGGGAAGUACAAGAACUUGACAUGAGAUGAUAAACAAGACUCUGAUUGGUCGUCAAGAGAUUUAAGACUGAUGUGUGCUCCUGGCCAGUCACUUACCAACUCAAAUCCAAUGUGCAAUUCUUGCAGCUUUAAUUUGUUCAACAAAGUUGUAUUUUUAUGUUGUGUGCUGAUCUUUUAUGAAGUCAUUAGGGGAUUCUAACACUCAUUCCGGUGGAUAGAUGUAGAAUUUCAUGUAUUUACAAGCUUCAAGCAUUCCCCUUGAAUUUUGCACAUUCAGAUGAUCUUUGUAGGUUUCCGUGGUGGAGUUUAUAAUGAGGAGAAGGUUUACGGUUCACUAUGUGUGAUAUGAAGAAGAAG
Molecule: messenger RNA, 2845 nt
Organism: Lytechinus variegatus (green sea urchin)
Lineage: Eukaryota; Metazoa; Echinodermata; Echinoidea; Temnopleuroida; Toxopneustidae
Gene: ankrd55
Product: ankyrin repeat domain-containing protein 55-like
Exons: 13
Coding region: 425-2518 (697 amino acids)
Molecular function (GO): protein binding
Source: RefSeq, a predicted model, not a curated record